Messenger RNA from Cajanus cajan (pigeon pea), 1093 nucleotides. RefSeq lists its product as uncharacterized. The record is from RefSeq and is a predicted model, not a curated record. NCBI's taxonomy places the organism in Eukaryota, Viridiplantae, Streptophyta, Magnoliopsida, Fabales, Fabaceae.
UACUCACAUAUUUACCUAUACUCACCCUUGUUGGUUCUCGUUGCUUCCUUUCUUCAUUUCGACGCCAAUGGCUUUCGUUGGGGAAAAAGCUAUGGAUGACAAAAAGGUAGAGCAUGGAGUUUCAGUUUCUUCUGAUAUUCUCAAUUCGAUAGCUUUUCGACAAAAUGAAGUUAUUUCUCCUGAAGAUCUUGCUUGGGUUGAUUCCUGCCUAGUUAAAGAUUCUGAUAUUUCAGAAAGUGAUUGGAUCCCUAUGCAACAUGCUUUAUUAGAAAUUAUCAGUUCCCAAUUUCAAUCCCUCAACACUGAAGGAGAAGACAUGGAAAUUCCUCCCUACAAUAUUAGUUCAGAAUGUACUACGGUACAACUUAAUGAGCAUUCUUCAACUUCUGAUGGAAAACACUUAUUUAAACCUUCUUCAUCUUCUGAUAAGAAACACUUAUCUGAGCUUUCUUCAAUUUAUAAUGUUAACCCAUUACUCCGCAUGGCCGUAGAAACAAGUACUAAUGAAAUUCUAGAUGAUGAAAAGACUCGUACUUUGCCAUCUUUCAAUCCUUUCUUGCCAACUUAUAAUGAAGACUUGAAGGAGAAUGAAACCGUUGAUUUUGGAGUUAAUAAUCCGGAUUCUUCCUCUAAUGAGAUGGAGCAACUUGCUGAGAAUAUCUUCAAAAUCUGGGAUUUAGACAUUCCAUCUGAGGAAGGUGAAUUGGUUAAUCAGUUGGACAAUGCUUUAUCAGAGAAUUCAUUUCAAACUGUGCCAUCAUCUUUAGGUGAUUUAGUGAAGUGGAAGGACAUAAAGGAAAACUCACUUGAUGAUCUUACUGCUGCCAUUGCUGACUUAUCAUUAAAUAAAAAUGUCUAGUGUUCUGUACUUAGGUUAAUAUUCUGUAGCUAAUUUAUAGUGUUUACUUUCAUGUAUUAGUAUUAGAAGUUCAAAGUCUCUUUUGCUUGUUAUGUUGAAUGUAUUUUUAUUUGGAACAAUGAUGAGGCCCUGAAUCUUAGCAACAUAGAUCUCUUAUGUUCUAUACAAAACCACCUGUGAUCUCAAGACGAUUGUGAAUAGUGAUUGAGAUGCACCGGAAAAAAAUAGGAAGUA